Messenger RNA from Gymnodraco acuticeps, 806 nucleotides. RefSeq names its product regulator of G protein signaling 9a (gene rgs9a). Gene Ontology annotation, biological process: regulation of G protein-coupled receptor signaling pathway; G protein-coupled receptor signaling pathway; intracellular signal transduction. Lineage: Eukaryota; Metazoa; Chordata; Actinopteri; Perciformes; Bathydraconidae. The record is from RefSeq and is a predicted model, not a curated record.
AAAAUCCCUUUUGACACGUACAGACGCAUGAACCUGUUCUAUCAACAAGCUAUCAUGAGCUCAAAGGUCAAAUCUAGCGUGUCCCUUGGAGCACUGAACAAGUACGUCGCAACCUACAAAAACCACGACCCCUUCCUCGCCCCGUGUCUACCCAGCAACCCCUGGCUAACCGACAACGACAUGUACUGGACGCUCAACAUGAGACAAGUGGAGGUCCCCACUAAGAUGCGUGUGGAGCGCUGGUCCUUCAGCCUGUUCGAGCUGCUGAGCGACCUGCGAGGCCGCGACGACUUCAAGGUCUUCCUCAAGAAGGAGUUCAGCGGGGAGAACCUGGCAUUUUGGGAGGCAGCUGAAGAACUAAAGUGGGGCACUGCAUCUUCGAUGACAUCUAAAGCUGAGACCAUUUUCAAGACCUUCCUGGUCCCCGGGGCCCCCCGCUGGAUCAACAUUGAUGGCAGGACCAUGGGCCUGACGGUGAAGGGCCUGGAUCAUCCUCACCGCUACGUGCUGGAGGCUGCGCAGACACACGUGUUCCUGCUCAUGAAGAAGGAUACUUUCUUCCGCUACCUCAAGUCACCAGUGUACAAAGAAAUCCAGAAGAAGGCUCUGAACCCUGAGCCUCAUAACUUCAGCCCAGCCCAGCUGGAGCAAAAUGCUCGGAACCGGAGCCCAGGCAUCCAUCCCCUGAUCCUCUGGCAGCAGGAUGAGGCAGAGAAGGCCAAGGCAGCCGCCGCCUCCGCCCCCGUGGAUGUCAAGGCCUUGAUGAGCAAAUUAGACAGGAAGAAGUAGAGAAAUAGAGUGUGCGA